Molecule: messenger RNA, 1707 nt
Organism: Metarhizium robertsii ARSEF 23
Lineage: Eukaryota; Fungi; Ascomycota; Sordariomycetes; Hypocreales; Clavicipitaceae
Exons: 1
Coding region: 1-1707 (568 amino acids)
Source: RefSeq, a predicted model, not a curated record
AUGAGCAGUCUAAACCCUGAAGGAAAAGCAACAUCGUCAGCUUGCUCUCAAAGUAGUGUGACUGUAAAUACUUCCGGGGUGGAAUUCGCGAAGAAUACUGGACCACACAAGUACACGGCCAAGAGAACACCAAGGUCUCUCCCGGGCUCUACUACCGCGACUAAUUUCUCACCCCUUCCACCAGUCCGACAUAUUUUAUCCAACUCAUCUUCUACGCGUGUCGCGCCCGUCGUGCCCACUGAUUCAGCAACAGCGGCCGCGUCUAAGCCUCCGCAUUUUGUUCCAUACGCCUCUCGUGCCCGCACACAUCAUGCUAGUACAAGGACAGACCUGUCCAUUCACACGCAAGUUUCACGAAAUUCGUUCCAGAGCAGGCAGCCAUGGUAUCCAGAUGGUAUUCAGAGUUCAUAUCAACAUGCAUCUCAGCCAGCAGGGCAGGUCUCUACGAUCUCGACCCGCACACGACGUGCGCUAGAUCCUCCGCCACUAGGUAGGGUUCGCAUGCCCAAUGACAACUUGUACGAGUUCACCUUCAGCGCACCAAUCAUGGAACAGCCGAAAUCAAUAGGCAGGAUACCAAUAGAGACUGUGCCAGUCAAGGCAUCCUAUUCACCAACGCCAACUAUUCCCAGAUCGCAGCCGCCGCCAAUAAGUUCCAGUCGGAAGGGGAACAGCUCAUAUUAUGGUCAGGUAUAUAUCGACUUGACACAGGAUGGCCCAAGCCUUGAUUCGGAACCUUCAGCAGCUACAAAUGGAGCAAAUCUUGCUCCCGUCCAAAAAGCCGAGCCGCUGCAGGUUGCCAGAGCUAACCGCCUGGGCGCAAAUAACAAAGUCAACCCACCGUCGCCAUCCAUAUCAGACGCAUCGUCUGACUUGCCAUCCACGAAUCAUAUAUGUCAAAUAGUGACUCGUGAUACUCCCCGCACUCCAGGCCAGAAACGAAAGCGCGAUGACAGGCCUCCAGAUCCCCUAAAUGGUGUUCAACAAGCCGCAGUUACCUCUUCUGCUAGUGCAAGUGUAAUCCAAGGAGUCGUCAAAGACACCGUUCGGCCUGCCUCGCAAGUUCCUCUUCAGGAGAACAUCACCACACCUGCAAAAAUCGCCGUUCAGAUGAAAGUUAAAUCAGUACAAUUUGACUCAUCUGCGUUUGACACAGCUCUAUAUCAGCAACCUGAUGCGGCACCUCCUCCUGCUGGGGUAGUGAUCGGUCCGCGUAUAGAAAACAAGCCCCCCUUAAGUCAGACGACUUACAUCUAUGCAAACCCAGCUAUCCAUGGAAUGCACAACAGGUCUAAAGCGUGGCACGAAAAAAAAGCCCUCGAGAUUCAGUCACGCGGCGGUCGCAAGUUCUGGUUUAGUAAAGUUUCUGCACGUCUGCGAUGGUUGCAGAGGAAGCGGAUUAGAUCUUCCAAAACGCAAGACGUAACCUGUGACCAGAUGCCAGAACGCGCUGAUCCAGAGCCAGGAGCCUAUAGGAGGCCUCUGGAUUUUGGGGAUGUGCCUGAGUCAAAACUCCCCGAAAAGGUACGGCAGAAUCCGGACUGGCUAAAAGCCUGCGAAUGGUUCAGACAGCAACAAAACUUACGAGACAUGCGGCUUCGCGAAUCUAAAAGAUGCGAGCAGGAAGCGAAUGAGUACUACAUGAUCCUAUCGCAGGGAGGGAUUCCGGACCUGGGAACGGAAGGUAGUGACCAAGCUCCAGUAUGA